AUGACUUCCACGACCGGAGACGACCUCACCAAUGCUGUGCACAUCAGUUGCAGUGCCGACAAACCUACCUUCGAAAGCGUCACACUCACAAUUAGAGAGAUCGAGCGUCUGAUGAUAUAUGGACAUAGCUCUCCUGAUGGGAUGUCGUAUGACUCGUCUCAGAUCUCGCGUCGCAUCGGCACUCCUCUCCGCACAACCAUCGAUUACCAGUAUAAAGGGCCACCAGAAGUUGGCAUGGGUUGGUCGUAUGCACUCGCUCUUCACACUCUGUGCGAGCCUGACACAAUGAGGGAUCUUGACGGCUUGGGUUACGGAUGGGGAUGUAAUAAUGGCGGCUGGAAUACCUCCCUUCCUGCCGAUGUCUACGUGAUCAGAGAAGACGGCAACCCGCUGUGUCCCAAGUUGCUCGAAGCACUCUGA
This is a messenger RNA of Aureobasidium uvarum, 420 nucleotides long. The record is from the annotation of a GenBank genome assembly. NCBI's taxonomy places the organism in Eukaryota, Fungi, Ascomycota, Dothideomycetes, Dothideales, Saccotheciaceae.